Molecule: messenger RNA, 4677 nt
Organism: Ostrinia nubilalis (European corn borer)
Lineage: Eukaryota; Metazoa; Arthropoda; Insecta; Lepidoptera; Crambidae
Product: sodium- and chloride-dependent glycine transporter 1-like
Exons: 12
Coding region: 137-2086 (649 amino acids)
Biological process (GO): sodium ion transmembrane transport
Cellular component (GO): plasma membrane
Source: RefSeq, a predicted model, not a curated record
UCGUUCAGUGCUGUGGUGGCCAGUUGCUGUUAGUAUACGAACGGCUUGUGGAUGAAGUGCGUGUUUUUAUAGUGCAUAUGACAUCGAUCAAGCAUACAAAAGUUUUUCGCGACUUCUCCAAAAUUAGUUUUCAAGAAUGGCUGGUACAGAUAACGCUAUGAGCAAGCCAGACAAAAAUGGCAGUACGCCAGUCGGAACAGAAAAACAAGAUGGCGAAACGCCCGAGCGAGCCAAGUGGGGAAGCCCCCUGGAGUUCAUACUCGCUUGUCUGGGGUAUGCUGUGGGGCUGGGAAAUGUUUGGAGAUUCCCGUACUUGUGUUAUAGGAGUGGAGGAGGUGCUUUCAUCCUGGUGUUUUUGUUGAUGAUAUUCCUGAUCGGUCUUCCAAUUUUCUACUUGGAAUUAUACAUCGGACAGUACAGUGGGCUGGGACCGUUAAAGGCCUUCCAGUCCAUUGCGCCUUUCUUCAGUGGUCUAGGAUACUGUACCCUGGUGGUCAUCACCAUCAUCUCGAUAUACUACAUGAUCAUCAUAGCGUGGACUUUGUAUUAUACCAUCGUGUCCAUAGCUGGGAGCCUGGAUUGGGGAUCGUGUGAAAACGACUUCAAUGAUUUAUAUUGCUACAGCGGAGCAUACGACAGGGACUGCAGGGCGCAGAACCUCACCGGUUACCACGUCGAGACGUACUACAGAGGGAAUUGUACCGCAAUCGGGCAGAUUUGCCUGCAAACUGGGUCUCAGCCUUUCAACGCGACGCACUGCCUCGAAGGGAACGUCGAAAUCCCGUGGUACACAAACGUCACUAGGAUUCUGGCGUCGGAACAGUAUUUCAACGAACGCGUCCUUGGCAAGGGUGACGCUACCUGGUCCAACUGGGGAACUAUUCAGUGGCACUUGGUUGGCACACUGUUCCUUUCGUGGCUGAUUGCGUUCUUCUGCGUUAUCAAAGGCGUGAAAUCGGCGGGAAAAGUAGUGUAUUUCACUGCGUUGUUUCCAUACGUCAUGCUGACAGCGCUGCUCAUCCGAGGAGUGACGCUGGAAGGAGCUUCGGAAGGGAUCCUGUUCUACUUAUCCCCGACUUGGGAGACGCUGCUCAGUGCCCAAGUGUGGGGUGACGCUGCUUCACAGAUCUUCUACUCAUUUGGAGUGGCCUGCGGCUCCCUCAUCACGCUGGCUUCAUACAACAAAUUCACCAACAACUGCCAUUUUGACGCGGUGUUUGUGUCAUUCGCUAACUUCGGGACGUCGAUAUAUGCUGGCUUCGCGGUCUUUUCUGUGCUUGGGUUCCAAGCGCAGCAGAUGGGAGUUAGUGUUGAUGACGUGGCUCAACAAGGUCCAGGUCUGGCAUUCAUCGUGUACCCCGAAGCGCUGCUGCAGAUGCCCAUACCCCAGAUGUGGUCCAUUCUCUUCUUCAUCAUGCUGUUCAUCCUCGGUAUUGGAUGCCAGUUCGCUGGCAUUGAGGCCAUAAACACAGCCAUUGUUGACCAGUGGCCGCAUCUACGGAAGAAUUAUUGGAGGGUCACAGCGUUCACUUGUUUCUGCUGCUUUAUUCUCGGUAUUCCCAUGUGCUUCAGCGGUGGGAUAUACUUGUUCACUCUACUGGAGUGGAAUACCGCUUCGUGGGCUAUUCUGCUCAUUGGAGUUGCACAGUGCACUGCAGUAUCGUGGAGCUACGGAAUCAACCGGGCCAUGGACGAUUUGGCCGACAUGAAAAUGAAAUUCAACCCGUUCCUGCGUUUCUACUGGAAGGCGGUGUGGACCGUCAUCUUGCCUAUUGCCAGUGUGGCAAUUCUGAUCUUCAUUCUCAUCAACUGGACGACACCAGCGGUGGACGACUACGUGUUCCCACUGUUUGCUGACCUGCUUGGCUGGGUAGUGGGCAUAUCGACGUUGAUCUUCUUCCCAGUGGGAGUGGGCUGGGCCUUUUACCAUGGAUAUAGAGGAAAGGAACUCUUCACUACAACGGAGGACUGGAAGCCGGCAAACCAAAAACUACUCAAUAAUUCUGGAUCUGAAUCCUUAGAAUCUGGUCUCGACAGUUCACAAAACAACUUAGAUUAUGUUAAUGAUAAUAUGGUAGCUAGAUAAACUAAGUAAGAAUAAUUAUUAGAUUACAACUGUCUACAGCAUUUUUGCGCACGGGUUAUGCAUAGCUUAUUUUUAUUGCUUGAAUACCUAGAAAUAAGAAUAACAACAAAAAAAUUUUCUGAAUUUGCUUUUAUGUGUAAAAAAUAGAAAAAAUCAUAUCAAUGAAUGUAUGAAACAUGAACAUAGAGAUGAUUUCAUUUGUCGCCAAAUAUAUUUUUUUCUUUCUUUCUUUCAUUCUUUCUAAUUAUUAAAACAUACCAAACAUCCAUUUAAGAUUCAUUCUCACAAGAGAAAAUUUUAAAUAGAGUCCAAAUAUUGAUUAAAAAUGAAAAAUUCUAAUUUGCUGUCAUGUUCCAUAGAAGAUUUUUCUCAUAAAAAUCUAACCCUAUCAUGCUUUCAGUUUACUGGCCUUGGUAACUUCGUCUCUCAAAUCCCACUAUAUUUUGAUGAAAGCAUGCCCCUUGUUCUUGCGAAUAAGCCCCCAUAAUUAUCUAUAAAUAUAUCCCAAUAAGAAUGUGACGUGCAUCUUUAGAGACAUUCUACUAUGAAGAUGGAAAAUUCAAAUCGCUAUAACUCUUUAAAAAGCAAAUAUUUUCGAUUUGUAAUCGCACUUUUUUAUAUAAAUUUGCUUAUAUAAUCAGAAUCUAAUAAGUAAAAUCCAUGCGCAAAAAAAAUAUUUUUUUUUUGUUGACCGGUGUUAUUUAUUAAUAUUAUUAAUUAUUAUACGUAAUUAUGUUUGACAAUAAUUGACUAGCAAAAUUAAUAUCAGGCUACAAUUUAUUAAAGAACCUAAAUAACAAAAAAAAAAAACAUUAAUCGUAGUAUAUGUGUUACUGUAAAAGCUCGAACUACGGUUAAUCUUAAGAUUUAAGUGUAAGUCUUAGGAUUUACCGACAUGAGUUGGUAAAUGUAUGUAUUUCUGAAUAUACGACAAUUUUUUCGAGCUUUUACCAUUCGAAUUCAGUUUAUGCUAGGUUUUACCUCUGUCAGCUGGUAGAUGUUGGUUUUAAGAAUAAAACAAUGAGUAAUCCUUAAUUACUUACUUUCAUCAACUACCUAUUAGACAAAACAGGUACCUACAUAGUAUUAUAAAGGUAUCACGAUAGUAAUAAGUACAAACUAACACCAACUUAUUUAAAUUAAGUAUUUGCAAUCAUUUCUUCUUCUUGUGUUUUGGUGUUCACAUUUUUACUGUUUCCUUUUUUUAUUCCUUCUGACUCAUUACCAACGAUGUUUGUUUUCGUAAAAGUGUACAGAACUUUUAAUUAGUAAGAUUAUAACAAAAAUGAUAAUACCAUGGACUCCAUGGCAUGAACGAAAUGUGAAGUGGAAAAAAUCGGAAUUAUAAUAACCCAGCAUUGAUAGUAGCGCAUACCUGUAAAUAUCAUAUCUAGCCUAUCUAGGACACUGAAAUUUUGUACUGCAUGCAUCCUACUAAUAUUAUAAACGCGAAAGUUUGUGUGGAUGUUUGUUACUCUUUCAAGCAAAAACUACUGAACUGAUUUUGAUGAAACUUUACAGUAUUAUUGUUUAUAACCCAGAAUAACAUAUAGGCUAUAAUUUAUGGCGAUCUGUGACAAAUUAAAUUUCACGCGGGUGAAGCCGCCGGCAAAAGCUAGUAUUUUAUAUGACAUGAUCUUACGUUGCUAAAAAAAAAAACAAGGCAGUGACAUCAUGGUUUGUUUAAUUGUAUUAAAAUGAAAAGUGAUGCCGUGGUCUUUUUUGUUCUUAAAUUGUUCGUACAUUUAACAAUACAAAAAGGCUGCGCUCGUGUAAUGCGUAGAUAAGACCGAUUUUUACCUGUCAAAAAUGCUUGUUUUGUUUUUCAACAUUUACCGUGCUAUUAAUGUAAAUCCUAAGAUUUACCAACGAAAUGGUGGUAAGAGUUCGAAUCGCAAACCUUUUGGGACAUUUACCAUUAGGAAUUGGUAGAUCUUAGGUUUUACUGGAAUAUCUUAGGAUUUACUGCAAUUCGAGCUUUUACAGUAACAUAUGAAUUGCUACUUACUUAUCUCCUACAGUACCUAUGACAAAUUGAUGUGUAGAAAGUAAUUAGAUUUUUUUAUACUUUUUUGUAAGAACAAUAUUGUUACUUCUUUGACCUCGAAAAGAAAACUGCAAUUGCGACAUGACAACAUGCAUCACAGCUAACCAAUAGAAAUUCUUUAUAAAAAUAUGUCCGUAUUUAUUUACAGAAUUUUACAACUUAUACCUAUGCUAUAGCUUGCUUAAGUGAUGCAGCAAAUUGAACGCAGAGCGUUGAAUAGAGCUCUGUGAUUGGUUUGUGUGUCCUCACACUGUGAGACCUCAUAGGAAUGUUUGUGAAAACGGGCGAUAGACUUUAAUAUUGUACUUAAAAGUAAACUUAGUCAUAUCAAAACUUAUGAAUCCCGUAUCGGGAGGACGACAAUAAAUAAUUAUGAUUAUGGACUUUAGUCAUUACUAAUAAUAAUUAUUAUAAUAGUCAGGUAUUUUUUUAACUAAGCGUAAAUCUGAUAAUAUUCUUAAGAUUAAUAUUUUGAUUACGAGCUGUAUCUAUGUACCUAUUAAAUAGUGAUAAUGAUAUAAAAUAUAAAUGAUACAAUCUUAAA